This is a messenger RNA of Macroventuria anomochaeta, 7640 nucleotides long. RefSeq lists its product as uncharacterized. NCBI's taxonomy places the organism in Eukaryota, Fungi, Ascomycota, Dothideomycetes, Pleosporales, Didymellaceae. The record is from RefSeq and is a predicted model, not a curated record. The coding region runs from base 185 to 7255 and encodes 2356 amino acids. The transcript has 2 exons.
CAUCCAUCCACACUCACGAUUUCACGACCCCGUAUUAUACCCCCGCGCUGGACCGCCGAGCUACUUGAGCGUUCGCCCUGCCUCCCUGCAUUGCCCGGCUUUGGAACGGCCGGCGCUGCGCCAACUCAUCGACGCCGCCAUACACUCCAACACUACCCAUUGAACUUAGCCGAGUCCAGACGCAAUGGCAUCCAUGGAGCGCGAACACUCUCAGGACCGGGAGCUCGUCCGACACCACGGCUCGUCUUUCUCCUCGAUAGACAGGGCCAUUCCCAUGUGGGAUAGUGCGGACCCAGACCGAGCACCGCCACCACUGCCACUGAACCCCGGCUCGCCUACACUUACCACUCGUCCCAACACAUCGGCCGCGAUAAUGCGCGCAGCUAAGGCACUGGAAGAGAAGGCCCGGGAGAGCUUGCCCACAAGCUCAUACACAACCAACCCGAUGCCGUCGAGGUCGCCCGAGCGCUCUCUGAUCAAGGGCAACCAGCACAAGCGCAUGCAGUCGUUACAGCCCAGCAGCGUCCGCGAUCUACGAAGCUAUCUCGAUACACACAAGUCGCCUGAGCGAUCGCCAGACCGCCCGCAGACACGCGACGGCUCGCAUGCACGCGACGCCGAGAAGGACUACUUCGGCAAGGACGGGGAUGCAAGAUUCGGACAGUUCGGUACCCCGUCGCCAUGCUCGGCCUACGACCUAACACACACGCCCACCACUCGACCCAGCCAUAGAGCGAUUCUCGGGGAGAACACACCACCGUCUGCCACCAUGAAGGCUCUGCAGACCAUGACCAUCCCUCCGCACAUUCUUGACCCUCCUCUCCAGAACAUCACCAACUCGUCCACUCCCACCCCCGCGCCAGGGCAGCCCCUCGACACUAUUUCUACACAACUGCUCAGCAUCACAAACAUCGUGUCAAGCCUGCAGAAGGAUAUGUCUCAGCUGAGUCGCCGCAGCAAAGACAACGCCACAGACCUCAUUAGUCUCAAGGAAGCGACCAACAGCCGAGACGAGGACAUCCGCAGGUCGCUGAAGGAUCUGUUGAGCACUAUGACGGAGAAGCAGAAGGCUGCGGCUGCGGCUGCGGCUGCGGCUGCGGCUGCGGUGGACGAGGCACGGUCUGCGCCUCUGAAUCUCCACGACCCCCACAUGACGCCGACCAAGCAGUUCACAUUCCCCCGCAUGUCUUCGCCGAGCGGCUGGGCAGACGAGCGGAUGGGCAGCCCCAACCCGUACUCUGUUGAGGGUGCAGCCAGUGUCGCCAUGCUCGAGAAGAUUAUCCGCGAGAUGGUCACCAAGGACGGCCAGGAGCGCUUGAUUGCAAGCCUCCAGGUCAUCGUCGACAAGGCCAACGGCGACACCGCGAAGAAGGUCUCUGAGCUUGUCGAGUUCGUCAAGUCAGGAUCGGCCGCCACCAAUCUCGUUCCACCAGGCUCAGCUGCCUUCCAGCCGUCUCCCGGAUCUGGUGCGCUCACACGCACGCUCUCAGAAGGCUACUCCCAGAACUUCAACAGUCCUAACGACGCAGCCGGCUUUGUCAGCGAAGAGAUGCUCAAGUAUCUUCGCAAGAUCAAAGACACCGCCGCUGAAUCUGGCUGCGUGACGAUGGCCACCAAGACACUUGUCCAGGAGCUGCGGGGUGAGGUUCUUGGGAUGGGUCGAGAGCUAGCGCGCAAGAUCGAGGAGGCAGAACAGGCCAAGGCAGAUCAGCCACAUGCCGACCCCGAGCAGACCACGCAAGAGAUUAGCGCCAUCAUCCAAGAAGGCCUCGAUGAUCUCAAGGAGCACAUGGACAAGGUGAUGCGUGAACGAAGGCGGCAAUCAAUGUCUUCGGUGGUCACUCGCGGCACUGUCGAUAACAACGAAGUGUACGACGUCGUCAAGCACGCACUGGCGGAGCGCGGCCUCGAUCAGUACUCUGCUGCGCAGGGCGCACCUCUCGACAAGGAAGCCAUCGUGGCUGCGAUUCGCGAAGCUUACGACAGCGUCGAGAUGAAGCCCAACGUCGAGAUUCAGCAGUUCGGUUUAGAGCGCGACGAGAUUCUACAGUGCCUUCGCGAAGGACUGCAGGAUUACAACGGAUCCGGUGCUGUAUCGAGAGAAGAGAUUGGAGAGAUUGUCCAAGAGUCGCUGCAGCAACUGCGCCUACCCCCGCCAGUCAACGAAGCGAACGAGAUCCGCGAGGAAAUCCUCAUGGCUGUCCGUGAUUCGCUCGAGGAGCUCAAGCCGUCUCUCGUCCCUCAGCAGCCUCACACUGACGGUCUUACUCGUGACGUACUGCUGGACGCCAUCAAGGAAGCCCUUUCCACACAUGAGUUUGGACCUCAGGAGGUCGAGAUCCCUCAGGAGGCUUUGUUCGACGCUGUCAAGGCCGGCCUGGAAGCAUCCCAACCUGAGGUCGAUGCCAAUAACGAAGUGGUCGUGCAGCGCAUCCAGGCUCUCGUCGACAGCAUGCACUCCGAGUUCAAGGCAUACUCCGCAGCCAACGGACGCGACACCGAGCAGGUUCUCGAUGCAUUACGCGAUGGUCUAGCCAGGCUCGGAGCCGACCUACAGGGUCAUUUCGACAAGGCUCCUGAUGCUUCUCAGCAGGAUGCUAUCGUAGACAGCUUCCGUGUAGAGCUCGAUAAGCUGCGCGAGGACGUUCAAGGAUACGUUGCUGAAGGACCUCGCGGAGACCAAGAGUGGAGCCGUGGGGACAUGGUCACCUUUAUCAAGACCGAGCUUGAGAACCUCCAUGAAGGCUUGAGCGCAAAACUUGCCCCUGCUACUGGCGACAAGGAAGAGCUGCUCGCAGCGCUGAAGGCUGGAUUCGAUGAGAUGAACUCACAGGUUGCUUUGCGCAGCGAAGAUGCCGAUUCUAACGAAGAUAUCAACGAAGCCUUGAAGCAUGAAUUCGACCAACUCAAAGAAGUCAUCCUCGGCGACACUGCAGGUCACAAGAAUGAUAUCCUCGAGAAUCUGGAAGCCGGAUUCGACGGCCUGCAGGUUAGUCUACGCGAAGCUACCGCAACAUCGACGCCCAAUGACGAUCUCCUUGCUGUAAUGAAGGAGGAGUUCGAGCGCUUGCGCGAGACCAUUGCUGGUUCGCUCACGAAGUCAGGGGGCGCAGACAAGGACGACAUUAUUGAUGCCAUCCGGGAGCUCCUUGAUGGUCUACGCGCAGCUCAUGACACAACUUCCAAGGAGAGCGUCACCGUCCUUCAAGCCGAUCUCGAAGCACUGAAGGAGUCGCUCGGUGGCGCACUUGUCCCCGCUGGUGAUAACGACAAGGCAGAGAUGCUGGAUGCCAUCAAGGCCAGCCUCGAGGAGAUCAAGACAUCGUCUGGAUCUGCAGGUGUUAACGAGGAACUCCUAGAGGCUUUCCGUGGAGAGCUUGAGCAGAUCCGCCAGUCAGACGGCCUCACUCGACAGCACGGUCGUGCGGAUACUGAGGAGGUUCUGGAGGCAGUACGUCUUGGGCUCGAUGACCUCCGAUCGCACCUAGAGAAGAAGCUUGAUGGGCCUCGCGAUGGCUCCUCAUCCGGCGAGAUCGUCGAUGCCCUCCAUGACGGGCUCGAGGGGCUGCGUGCGGACGUCGCUACGCUGUCCAGCAAGUCUGUCGACAUGACUGUGUCUUACGAGAUCCUCGACACGCUCAAGGAAGGUAUCGCUGCUCUACGCGAGGACGUUGCUCUUCUCAAGGGAAAGGCCCCAGCUUCGGCGCCGGCGCCAGAGGUCGAGGUCGAAGUCGAGGUUGAUGCUGUCCCUACUGGAAACGAGAUGGUGCUUGCCGAAGCCCCUAGCGAUGGACCGGCUGGAGACCGCGGAAUUGUCGACGAGCCAGCUGCUGCAGAGACAACCGAGACAACCGAGACAACCGAAAAGGUUGAGGAAACAACAAGCCGCGAGAUUGUUCCCGACUCUACCCAGCGCAACGACGUCGACAAGAUGGAGUUCAUCCUAUCUCAGAUCCAUGCAAAGGUGGAGGCUAUGGACGCUAACAUCCAAAACCCUGCUCCAGCCGCCGAAGCCGCUGUCGCGCCUGGUACCGCCAUGAAGGAUGACCUUGUCUCCAUCGAAGACAUGCUAAAGGAAGUUCAAGCGGCGGUACUCGUUUUGCAAGAGCGUGACACCCCUCCCCCCGCUCCUCUGGAGGGCUUUGCCAAGAAGGAAGACACAGAUGCCAUCGAGACACUCGUCGCCAACACCAAAGCCAAGAUCGAGGAGCUGGUCUUCCCCGACCCUGCCACUGCUGUGACAAAGGAGAACCUGGAAGAUGUCGAGCUUGUUGUGCGCACCACAUCGGAAGCUCUUGACGCUCUCGCCAAGAAGAUCGAGGAGGAGGGGGCGACCAAGGCCGAUGUAACGGUCGUGCAAGUCAUUGCAGAUGACAUCAAGACAUGCCUUGACGAGAUGAAAGCAGCGAAGCCCGAGGACCCGAAUGCAACCAAGGGCGAUGUCGAUGCAGUUUCCCUUCUCGUUGAUGAUCUCAAGGCUAAGCUCGAUGACAUGAAGAUCCCCGAUCCCGACGAGAUCCCGUCCAAGGCCGACAUUGAGCAGCUGACCGGCCUCAUCCACGAGUUCCGCGACAGCCACGAGAAGAUGAAGGACACCUAUGAAGAGGACAUCCUCAAGACCGCGAAUAACUUCGACGAUCGCCGCAAGGAAGCCGAAGGCCUUGUUGAGAACAUCACCGAAGUAAAGACUGCUCUGGAUACCAUGAAGGAGGAAAUCUUGACCAACUUCAACGAAGGUGGAUCCGUCGAAGGCUUGAAGACGUCCCUCACCACCCUUCAGGAAACCAUUGGCGCAAACAACGUUACCGCUGACGUCAAGGAGUUGAUGGAGACUUUGACCCGCGAGUUCGAGCGUGCCCACGGUUCCAUUGAGGGUCUCCAGAACGAUCAUGCCGAGAAGUCCGCCCUUCACCUCGAGAAGCACGAUGAAGUCAAGGGUGCCAUCGUGGCUGACUUCACCGAGAAGCUGGAGGAGAAGUUCAAUGUCUUGAUGGCCAAGUACGAUGAUGCCCAGCUUCUCGCCGACGAACAGGCUCGAGUGAUGAAGGAGAAGGCCGAAGAACAGGAGAAGAUCCUCGAGACCACAAAGACUAUGGCUGACGAACUGCGCUUGACCAUUGACACGCUUGGUGCCACUAUUGCCGGCAUGAACGAGCGUUUCGAGGAGCACCAGACAAAGAUGGGUGCCGACUCAGCCACUGCCUUCGAGAAGCUAGAUGACUCGCUGGAAAGAAUCGACGGCGCUGUUGCCAAGAUCGAGGAGCAAAAGCUUGAGGACAAGUCCGAACACUCUCACACCCGUGAUGAGUUGAAGAACAUCGAGAACAUCUUCACCGGCCUUCAGGACGAGAUCACCGAGCACAAUCCCAAGUUCAUGAUGGCGCUACGCGAAAUUGAGGCCCUCGUCAAGGCGCACUACGACCACGCUCAGAAGUCAAAGGAAGAGGCGGACGAGCACACUCGUGCUAUGCACGAUGAAGCUAAGGCUCGAUCUGAAGAGAUCCAGAAUCACUUUGCCAACCUGCCAAAGCUUCUGCCUGCUCCCGUCCCCGAGCCUGAGAAGUAUGACGACGCUCCUGUACAGGAGAAGCUCGACAAGUUGCUUGCCAUUGAGCCUUCUGCGACAUACGACGAUGCCGCUAUCCAAGAGAAGUUGGACAAGCUCCUCGGCCACGCAGAUGAUGCGACCAAGGCAGCCGGUCAACUUGAGCGUCUUGAUGAGAUCCACGCUCAGGUCAAGUUGACAGCUGUCGAAGUCGGCGACUUCGUUGCCAAGCAGACUCAGCUCACCCUCGAGGGUAACGAGUCGAAGGAGCGUGAAGCGGAAGAGCUUGCCCUUCUUGUCGAGCGACGUUCUGCUCAGAAGGAACAGCUCGAGGCCGAACUCGAGGACCUUAAGAUCGAGAAGGGUGCUUACAAAGAGCAACUUCAUGCCGAACUCGAUGACUUGAAGGCAGAGAAGGACCACGUUCUGCAAGAGCUGAAGGAGGAGAAGGCACGUGUCAUGGCUGAGCUGAAAGAAGAGAAGGACCGUACCAUGCAGGAGCUCAAGGAGGAGAAGGACUCUCUGCUUGCCAUUGUCGCUUCACUACAAGCAGAGCGUGAGAACCUUGCGAACCAGAAGGUUCGCCUUACUGGUGAGGUCUCGUCACUGCACACCGCCCUUGACAUCCGUCGCGAAGAGCUACACAUGAUGGACGCCAAGGCAGAUGCCCUCGAGCGUCGCAUCUUGAACGGCAUCAUGGACCACUCCCGCGCCCUGAUGAUCGCCAAAGGUUCAAAGAGCCCUAGCAAGCUCAAGAAACGUAUGAGCGUCGAUGAUGGAGCUGACCGUUCACUGCCUCCAAAUGCAGCUGCCAACGCCAUCAACAUGGCUCUCAAGCCUCGUCCUGCCAUUCGUCGCAGUGCACCCAACAGCUCUGCAGACCGCCGCAUCUUCUCUCUGAGCCAGAUCAGCGGCAACGCUCCUCCUGCAGCAAAGACUCACCUAGCACCCACCGCGGCAAACAACAGCAGUGGUCUCAAGCGCGCUCACUCUGUCAAGACCAACCCUCGCAAGUCAUCCUGGAAUGGCCGCCCUAGCGCUGUGGUCGCCAACAAAGAGAACGCGCCGCUCAUCGAAGAGGCCGAGCCGGAAACAGAGAUUCAGGCACCGGCAUCAGUCGCCCCUUCCACCAUUGCCGAAGACGUGCAGAGCGAGACGGGCACUGAGCGUCGCUACAGCGUCGCCAGCGAGUCCAACUACGCUGAGAGUUACGCCGAGGGUGAGACACCUGGUGAUGACGGUCGCUCAAACUGCGGCAGCGAGUACACCUAUGGCUCAGGAUCGUACAUGACCGGCAGCGACAUCGACCGCCGCACAUCGUACGGUUCGACUGUUGCCCGCUCUGCUGCUCCCGCCGAGAGCGCCGUCGACGGAGCUUCCGAGUCCGAGUCUGAGUUCGAAGAGGAAGAUGACGACCAGACAGCCAGGCUCGACGCCUCGGAGGUCUCUGGCGUCACCGGAUCCGAGGUUUCUGAUAUCACGGCCUCUGAAGUCUCGGACAUGCCUAUGCCCACCGAGUCAGCUAUCGAUCGUGCGGUAGCUGCCGUGGCGGAGGAGAUGAAGGUCGACCCUAAGAGCUUUGCUCCGACUGACUCUGGACUUGGUAGCGAGCUGCCUACUGCUGCGUUGGAUAACGGCACGCUGGUUGAUGCGGAUUACUUCCGGCGCGCGGCUGAGGAGGAGAGCGUGGUGGGGAGCACAGUUGGUUGAAUAAGAUCAUUGUUUGGGAAGGGGAGGAUUUUCAUCACAGCCGGACAGCUUCGCACACUUACUGCUCGUUUUAUUCCGAUGAACCCAAAAGCCUCGACUCGCUUUCGAAGGGGGAAGACAUCACUCGCUACUUGGUUUGAGAUUUGAAUUUGCCGCGAGAGCUUGAGUUGGUUUCUGGAUACAAAGGUGACGAGUAUCGGAUGGUCGCUGCUGCUGGGAUUGAAACGGAAGUGUGUCGGAUAUGGAGACGUUGGACGUUCAUUGUUCUUGUACGUAUGUAUUGGUUUCGCUUGUCAAGGCGUAGAGGCUUGGGCCAUUUCGGAGUAUCUGGGAUGAUGGGUUCGGGGGAGUUGAAGUUGGAGUUAGUCUUUCGUCAAGCGUAAUG